UCGUUUAUUUAGCUGUCCGAGUUCUGUCAAAUUCAGCUUAAAUGUAGGUACAUUUUUUGAACUUGAUCUUGUGAAUAUUGUCCAGUCUUUUAAAUCGACGUAUUAUCAAGAUAAAAGAUUACUAAAUCUGGUCGUUGGGACGGUGCAAGUAUAGGUUUUUGAAAUUGAUCAAAUGAACGAGUCAACAGAAGAAUGUUCUCCAUUUAAGGACCGGAAAAAAAAAACACACAUGUCGCUUAAUGAUAAAAAGCGAUUGGCUCGAGAAAAGACUGAGCAGUAUAAUAGUAAUGGUAGGCCAUUACGGCAAUAUCAUAUGCUAACUGCAGAAGAAGUGAAACAAGGAAAAGAAACACAUUGGGAAUGUUUAGAAAUUAUUGGUUGUGUUAAAAAUCUUAGUCCAUCAUUAUGGCAUUUAACAUCCUUGACCGGUCUUUAUUUGAACGAUAAUCAAUUGACACGACUACCACCUGACGUAUCAAUGCUAGUAAAUUUACAAUAUCUUGACUUAUCUGGAAAUAAACUUCGUAGUUUACCUGCUGAACUUGGUGAACUAAUAAGUCUUAGAGAAUUACAUUUGAGCUAUAAUAUGUUAAGAUCACUCCCUAAUGAGGUAGGGCGUUUAUUUCAACUACAAGUUUUGGGCCUAGCUGGUAAUCCUCUAUGUCAAGAACUAGCAAAAAUUUACAGUGAACCAAAUGGCACUCAUAGAUUACUCAUGUUUUUGUUAAACUCUUUACGUGUAGACACACCUUCACCGCCGGGAAGACCAUGGAUUCCUCUAUCCAGACCCAACAAGAAUAUUCCUUCGUGCCCGAUAACGGUGAUGUGCUACAAUGUUUUGUGCGAAAAAUACGCGACUUCUCAGAUGUACGGAUACUGUCCGCCGUGGGCUCUGACCUGGGAAUACAGAAAGAAAGUGAUUUUGGGAGAAAUUAGGCAUUACACGGCAGAUAUCAUUACCUUACAGGCAAUCGAGACGGAUCAGUUCUAUAAUUUCUUCUUGCCGGAGCUGAAAAAAGACGGCUAUGACGGUAUAUUUUCACCAAAAUCUAGGGCGAAAACUAUGUCGGAGAACGACCGGAAACGCGUCGAUGGAUGCGCCAUAUUUUUCCGGGCCAUCAAAUUCACAUUGAUCAAAGAACAUCUGAUCGAAUUUAAUCAGCUAGCCAUGGCAAAUUCUAGCGGAUCUGACGACAUGUUGAACCGAGUAAUGCCCAGGGACAACAUCGGCUUGGCCGCACUGUUAAAGACCAACGAGACCGCCUGGGAAAACUCAUUGACACCAGAUGUUCAAUACCCAAUACUUGUCUGCACUGCACAUAUUCAUUGGGAUCCAGAAUUUUGUGAUGUUAAGCUAAUUCAAAUUAUGAUGUUAGCUAAUGAAUUAAACACUAUUUUGGAAGAAGCCAAUCGCAACUACCGCAGUAUGAGCCAUCAUCAACCACCCAUUCAGUUGUUGUUGUGUGGUGAUUUUAAUUCUUUGCCAGAUUCUGGAGUUAUAGAAUUUUUAUCAGCGGGCAAAGUUUCAUCUGACCACCAAGACUUCAAAGAUCUGCAAUAUAAAACAUUAUUACAAAAAAUUUCUUCUUGUGAAAGGCCAAAUGAGUUUACGCAUUCGUUUAAAUUAUCUUCUGCAUAUGAAAAUAUUAUGCCGUUUACUAAUUACACGUUCAAUUUUAAAGGAAUCAUAGAUUACAUAUUUUAUACUCGACACACUAUGACACCACUUGGAUUGCUUGGCCCUCUAGCUCCGGAAUGGUUUAAAGAAAACAAAGUCCUUGGUUGCCCUCAUCCACAUGUACCAUCAGAUCAUUUCCCAUUAUUAGUGGAAUUUGAGUUGUCACCAAACGCACACCAGACAAGUUCAAAUGGAUUAGGCGGUCGAAGGUAGCCACGGGGCUGACAUAACAACAUUAAACAAAAACAUUAAUUACCAACACUCAACAAUAGAAUAUGUUUAAGUACAAACAUUCAUAUAUGUAUGUACACAUCAUUUGAAAGUAAUUUGUAUUUUUCAUUUCUGUGUCUUUCUUUUUUCGCAGUUAAUUAUUGGUUUAACACAAAUAUUAUUAUCUACUAAAAAACAACCAUGACCUUUUUUUUCUUGUUUCUUUUUAUUAUAUUUUUUUAUGAACAAAAUGUUAAAAAAAACUUAAUAAGGAGGAUUAUUGAAAAAAUUAUACAUUUUAAUGUGAAUUUUAAAUUUUAAUACUAUGGAAUUUUUCGUGUAAGUUUAUUUUAUGUAUAUAAAAUACAUUUUUUCCUAAUUUAUUUACUUUUUUUUCUAUUAU
Adelges cooleyi (spruce gall adelgid) is the source of this 2291-nucleotide messenger RNA. RefSeq names its product CCR4-NOT transcription complex subunit 6-like (gene twin). Gene Ontology annotation, biological process: nuclear-transcribed mRNA poly(A) tail shortening. The record is from RefSeq and is a predicted model, not a curated record. Gene Ontology annotation, molecular function: poly(A)-specific ribonuclease activity; protein binding. Lineage: Eukaryota; Metazoa; Arthropoda; Insecta; Hemiptera; Adelgidae. The transcript is spliced from 13 exons. Bases 173 to 1891 code for a protein of 572 amino acids. Gene Ontology annotation, cellular component: nucleus; CCR4-NOT complex; cytoplasm.